Messenger RNA from Myotis daubentonii (Daubenton's bat), 2348 nucleotides. RefSeq names its product mitochondrial translation release factor 1 (gene MTRF1). The record is from RefSeq and is a predicted model, not a curated record. Gene Ontology annotation, molecular function: translation release factor activity. Gene Ontology annotation, biological process: mitochondrial translational termination. Gene Ontology annotation, cellular component: mitochondrion. Lineage: Eukaryota; Metazoa; Chordata; Mammalia; Chiroptera; Vespertilionidae.
UCCGCUCGGGAUAAGUACGCCGUGUGGUCGCCACAGGGCAAUUUUUCUCGCCUUGUAAUUUUUUUUUAAUCUUUCUUCCUUUCAUGUUUCUCUUUUGUUUCCUCUUUCACCUCAUUGUUUUAGCGAAAGCCCAAUCACUAUGGAAAAGUGUCCACAUGAAGGUGAAGACGGGAAUCAAGGAUUAACCCGGAAGCAGUGACCCAGGAAAUGAAAGUGAUUCCGUGCCUUUCCGGCUGAAAUGUACCGGGUUAGAGAAGGUUCCGACCUCAUUUAUUUUCCAUGUUCCCGUCUUAUGGGAUCACUCCAUAUUACCGGGUUUCACAGUGCGGCUGACACGUGCUGCCCGCGCCGGGAUUUUUGUCGCGCCUGACGCGCGGACCCUGAGAGUUGUUGGAGGGGACCAGGGAUUCUGUUAGCGGUGGUCGGCGGCGGAGAAAGCUUGCUGUUCUCAGAUGCUGAGAUGAACCGUCACCUCUGUGUUUGGCUCUUUAGACAUCCAUCUCUUCAUGGUCAUCACCAGUGCCACAUCCACCCCCUUUUUUAUCAAUUUACACAGAUACAUCUUGAUACAAGGCUGGGGGUUUUUAGACAAAACAGGAAUCACCUUCUCUAUAGUCUGUUAAAUAAGAAUUGCUCUAAGAGAUUCUGUCAUCAAAACACCAAGAUGCUCUGGAAGCAUAAAGCAUUACAGAAAUAUAUGGAGGACCUGAAUAAGGAGUACCAAACACUUGAUCAGUGUUUGCAGCAUAUCUCUGUAAAUCAAGGGGACCAAAGGUCCUUGAAUCAAAGACAUGCUGAGUUGGCACCACUUACAGCCAUUUACCAAGAAAUUCAGGAGGCCGAAAAAGCAAUUGAAGAAUUAGAAUCAAUGUGUAAAAGUCUAAAUAAACAAGAUGAAAAGCAGUUACAAGAACUUGCAUUGGAAGAGAGGCAAACCAUUGCUCAAAAAAUUAACAUGUUAUACAGUGAGCUUUUCCAGAGUUUAGUGCCAAAGGAAAAAUAUGACGAAAAUGAUGUUAUUUUAGAGGUGACAUCUGGAAGAACUACUGGAGGUGAUAUCUGCCAACAAUUUACCCGGGAAAUAUUUGACAUGUACCAGAAUUAUUCAGGCUAUAAACACUGGAAAUUUGAACUUCUGAAUUAUACACCUGCUGAUUAUGGUGGACUACAUCAUGCAGCUGCCCGAAUUUCUGGUGACAAUGUCUAUAAGCAUUUGAAGUAUGAAGGUGGGAUUCACCGAGUUCAGCGAAUCCCUGAAGUGGGCCUGUCGUCAAGGAUGCAGCGUAUUCACACAGGAACAAUGUCAGUUAUUGUCCUUCCUCAACCACAUGAGGUAGAUGUGAAAGUGGACCCUAAGGAUUUGAGAAUAGAUACAUUUCGAGCCAAAGGAGCUGGAGGCCAGCAUGUUAAUACAACUGAUAGUGCUGUCAGACUUGUCCAUGUCCCCACAGGGCUUGUAGUAGAAUGCCAACAAGAACGAUCACAGAUAAAAAAUAAAGAAAUAGCUUUGCGUGUGUUGAGAGCUAGACUUUACAAACAGAUGAUUGAGAAAGAGAAAUGUCAACAACAAAGUGCUAGAAAACUACAGGUGGGAACAAGAGCCCAGGCAGAGAGAAUUCGGACAUAUAAUUUCACCCAGGACAGAGUCACUGACCACAGGAUAGCAUAUGAAGUUCGUGACAUUAAGAAAUUUUUAUGUGGGGAGAAGUGCCUGGAUCAGCUAAUUCAGAGACUGCUUCAAUCAGCAGAUGAAGAAGCUGUUAUUGAGUUUUUGGAUGAAAAUCUUAAGUCAACAAAAUGCUGAUUUAUUAUUUACUAGAGGCCCGAUGCACGAAAUUUGUGCAAGAGUAGGCCUUCCUACCCCUGGCUGCUGGCACUGGCUUCCCUCUGGCACCCAGUCAGGCAGGCACCCAGGACCCAGGCUUCCCUCACAGCCCCGGCUUCAUCUGGAAGGUCAUCCGGAAGGACGUCUGGUCUAAUUAGCAUAUUACGCUUUUAUUAUUAUAGAUUAUUACAUAAGUGAAAUGGACCUAUGUCAGAGGCAUGGGAAUCUUUGAGACUAUUCAUAAAGUACAGCUAAAAAUGCACAAUAAUUAUACAUGUUUUUGUUUUUCAAUCCUUACCUGAGAAUAUGUUUAUUGAUAUGAGAGAAAGAGAGAGAAACAAACAUUGAUGUGAGAAACAUUGAUCAGUCGCCUCACACAUAGGCUCCAACUGGGGAUCAAAACCGCAACCUAGGUAUGUGCCCUGACCAGGAAUCGAACCCACAACUUUUGGGUGUACAAGAUGAUAAUCCAACCAACUGAGCCACCCAAUCAGCUUACGAAUGUGUUUUUUAAUGAAUCAAU